AGCGGAAAGAAACGUCGGACGCCAGAGCCACGUGGUAUAGUGUGUCAUGGACCGGGGUGGUGACGGAGAAGCCUUCUGCUCCAUACCUAUCGUCUCCUUUCUUCUCUCUUCUUUCCACCCAUGCCGCCGGGGCAUUUUGCGGCGUCGGUCGGGCCCCGCCGGAGGUUCAGUCAUGGCAGGGGUGUUCUCCUACGAGAGCUUGGUCCAUGCUGUGGCUGGGGCUGUGGGUAGUAUGACUGCAAUGACUGUGUUUUUCCCCCUGGAUACAGCUAGACUAAGACUUCAAGUUGAUGAAAAACGCAAAUCUAAAAGAACACACACAGUUCUUUUGGAGAUAAUAAAAGAAGAAGGCCUCCUGGCACCAUAUCGAGGGUGGUUUCCUGUCAUCUCCAGCCUUUGUUGCUCCAACUUUGUCUAUUUCUAUACAUUUAACAGUUUAAAAGCUGUGUGGGUCAAAGGCCAUAAUUCAACCACAGGAAAAGACUUGAUUCUUGGGGUGGUUUCAGGUAUAGUGAAUGUAUUGUUGACUACUCCCCUGUGGGUAGUGAACACCCGUCUGAAACUCCAGGGGGCCAAAUUUAGAAAUGAAGACAUUAUACCAACAAACUACAAAGGCAUUGUAGAUGCCUUUCAUCAGAUAGUAAGAGAUGAAGGAAUCUUGGCUUUGUGGAAUGGUACUUUCCCCUCACUGCUAUUGGUGUUCAAUCCUGCCAUACAGUUCAUGCUCUAUGAAGGUCUUAAGCGGAAUAUUCUGAAGAGGCAACUGCAGCUUUCUUCACUGGAUGCGUUUGUUAUUGGAGCAAUAGCCAAAGCAAUUGCCACUACUCUCACUUAUCCUAUGCAGACAGUGCAGUCAAUUUUACGGUUUGGACGUCACCAGCUGAACCCAGAAAACAAGAGACUAGGCAGCCUUAAGAAUAUUAUGUACCUUCUUCGACAGAGAAUAAAGCGCUUUGGAUUAGCAGGUCUCUAUAAAGGGCUUGAAGCAAAGCUGCUCCAAACAGUCCUCACGGCUGCACUGAUGUUCCUUGUCUAUGAAAAACUUACUGCUGCUACUUUCACAGUCAUGGGAUUAAAGCGUUCACUGAGGAACUGAAUUAUGGGUCUCUACAGGGCAUUAAACUUAAGGAAAGAAAGACACAAUAUGGGAAAUGACAGUGCCACAGAAGUUUCCUCUCAAAGGCUACAGUACUCUUUCACUAUGUUCUUAUUCUCAAUUACAUUCUGAAGCUUUCUCUGAAGGGAAGCUUGAAGAGUGAUCUGGAACUAUCCACUGCUAGUCACUGUAUAGUGGCUUGCUCAUCUUCCUUUGUGGAUAUUUUGAUUUGGAAGCAAAAUUGAAUGUUAUAUUCAGUACUGAGAAAAAAAAGUCUAUUGGAGGACUUCAGUUUCUCUCUAUGGGAACUAAGGUAUUCCUCAUUGUGUGUUUUUUUUCUUGCAUUUUAAAGUAGCUUUCAUCAUUCUUUCUGUUUGCUGUCAGUGUGUUUCAGGGAUUUGAUAUUGUAUAAUCUCCUUCAUGAUUGGUCCAUUAAAAGUCUUCAUAAAGAA
Messenger RNA from Rhineura floridana, 1548 nucleotides. It is a transcript of the gene SLC25A17, whose product is annotated as solute carrier family 25 member 17. The transcript has 9 exons. NCBI's taxonomy places the organism in Eukaryota, Metazoa, Chordata, Lepidosauria, Squamata, Rhineuridae. Gene Ontology annotation, cellular component: peroxisomal membrane. Gene Ontology annotation, biological process: transmembrane transport. The record is from RefSeq and is a predicted model, not a curated record. Gene Ontology annotation, molecular function: NAD transmembrane transporter activity; ATP transmembrane transporter activity; FAD transmembrane transporter activity. Bases 47 to 1096 code for a protein of 349 amino acids.